This is a messenger RNA of Durio zibethinus, 833 nucleotides long. The record is from RefSeq and is a predicted model, not a curated record. Lineage: Eukaryota; Viridiplantae; Streptophyta; Magnoliopsida; Malvales; Malvaceae.
AUCCUCAAACUUUGCUACAAAAUCAUCACCCGAAAGCCUCAUUUUCAAGCAAAAUUAUAACCCCAAAAUGGCCAAAUCCAAAACCUCUUCUUCAUCAUCUUCCAUCUCAGGCAAAACUUUUACAGCUUUGGGAAACCUUAUCAAGCUCCUACCAACAGGAACUGUCUUCAUAUUCCAGUUCCUUAACCCUGUUUUAACCAACAAUGGCCAUUGCAGCCCUGUCAACAAGUUCUUCACCAGCAUCCUCAUUGGCCUUUGUGGCUUCUCCUGUGCUUUCUCUUGCUUUACAGACAGCUACACAGGCAGUGAUGGGAUGGUUCAUUAUGGUAUAGCCACGGUGAAUGGCUUUUGGCCUUCUUCGGAUAAGGGACCGAGUAAUAAGUCAAGCUACAAGCUGAGGAUUGGUGACUUUGUUCAUGCAUUUUUUUCGGUGAUCGUCUUUGCUGUGUUGUCCCUGUUGGAUUCUAACACCGUACGAUGUUUUUAUCCAGCUUUUGAGUCCACCGAGAACGCUUUGCUCAUGGUUUUGCCUCCGGUAAUCGGUGCAAUUUCGGGUGCAGUUUUCAUGACAUUCCCUGACACCCGCCAUGGCAUAGGCUACCGUUCAAGUGAUUCCUCAAACUCUAAUUCCGACGACUCCCCGAACAAAUAAAUUAAUUGGUUAAGGUUUUCUUUGAAUGAAGUGUUUGUUUGGUUUCAUUCCACUUCCAAAGUUUAGUGCACGUCAAAUUAACAGUUUCCUAUCGCAUUCGAAUCAUCAUCCAAACGGAACCGUACUAUUAGAAAAAAAAAAAAGAAGGGAUGUCAAUUGCAUGCCGUCACCCUUGAAUUAU